GAUUUACAGAUAAUGGCCGAACGUAAUCGCAACUGGGACAAGGAAGACGACCUGCCGGUUUAUCUCGCCCGGCCGGGAACUGCGGACCAGGUACCUCGGCAAAAAUACGGCGGUAUGUUUUGCAAUGUGGAAGGAGCCUACGAGAGCAAAACCAUAGACUUCGGCGCUCUGACUGUAGGACAGCGAGGUGCAAGGACACCAAAGAAUAAAAAUGAAACAACUCAAGAAGCAAAGAGUCCGGACAGUUCGAAAAGUAGCACGUCUACAGAAGCUGCCCCUGUAGAACAAGAGACAAAAGAUAUGGGAGUAGAAAUAAAAAUAACUCGUGGAAAGGAGGUACUUCAGAACCUAGACGACUUGAAGAGUGACAGGCUUUUGAUCAAAGGGGGCAGGAUCGUCAAUGAUGACCAGUCGUUUUACGCGGACAUCUACAUGGAGGAUGGCCUCAUUAAGCAAAUUGGAGACAAUUUGAUCGUCCCUGGAGGGGUGAAGACCAUCGAGGCCAAUGGGAAGAUGGUGAUCCCGGGGGGCAUCGAUAUUCACACCCACUUCCAGAUGCCCUACAGGGGAACCACCACCGUGGACGACUUCUCCCAGGGGUCCAAAUCUGCCCUGGCGGGGGGCACCACCAUGUUUGUGGAUCAUGUGAUCCCCGACCCCGGCAGCAGUCUGAUCGAGGCGUUCGAUCGCUGGAGGGAGUGGGCGGACGAGAAGGCCUGCUGCGACUACUCCCUGCACGUGGACGUCACGCACUGGAACGACAGCGUCAAGCAGGAGGUGGAGACGCUGCUCAAGGAGAAAGGAGUGAACUCCUUCCAGGUCUACAUGGCGUAUAAGGAUCUGUACCAGAUGAGUAACAGUGAGCUGUAUGAGAUCUUCACCUUCCUGGGAGAAAAUGGCGGCAUUGUGCAGGUCCAUGCAGAGAACGGCGAGAUCAUCGCAGAGGAGCAAGCGCGGAUGCUGGAGAUCGGGAUCACCGGCCCGGAGGGGCACGUUCUGAGCCGACCAGAGGAGUUGGAGGCAGAAGCAGUGUUCCGCUCCAUCACCAUUGCCAGCCAGACAAACUGCCCCCUCUACAUCACCAAGGUCAUGAGCAAAAGUGCAGCAGACAUCAUCUCCCAGGCCAGGAAAAAAGGCAAUGUUGUGUUUGGUGAGCCAAUCACGGCCAGCCUUGGGACAGACGGCACGCACUAUUGGAGCAAGAACUGGGCCAAGGCAGCAUCCUUUGUGACAUCACCACCUCUCAGUCCAGACCCCACCACCCCGGAUUACCUGAACACCUUAUUAGCCAGCGGUGACCUGAAUGUGACAGGAAGUGCCCACUGCACCUUCAGCGUGGCCCAGAAGGCCAUUGGAAAGGAUGACUUCACCCAGAUCCCUGAGGGUGUGAACGGUGUGGAGGAGAGGAUGUCACUGAUCUGGGACAAAGCAGUGGUCACAGGCAAAAUGGACGAGAACAUGUUUGUUGCUGUGACCAGCACCAACGCGGCCAAGAUCCUGAAUUUGUACCCCAGGAAGGGCCGGAUCGCCGUUGGCUCAGACUGCGACCUGGUGAUCUGGGAUUCGGAUGCCGUCAGGACCAUAACGGCUAAGACACACCACUCGGCUGCUGAGUACAAUGUGUUUGAGGGCAUGGAGCUGCGUGGAGCCCCACUGGUGGUGAUCUGCCAGGGCAAGAUCGUCCUGGAGGACGGGAACCUGCAUGCUACCUCCGGCACGGGACGUUUCAUCCCCUGCACCCCCUUCCCCGACUUUGCCUACAAGCGCGUCAAGGCCAGGAAACAGCUGGCCGUCCUGAGGGCAGUUCCCCGGGGCAUGUACGACGGGCCGGUGUCCGACUUCUCCCCCCUGUCCCGCGGGGGCACGCCCUCCGCCUCCACCCGCACCUCCCCCACCAAACAGUCCGCGCCCGUCAGGAACCUCCACCACUCCGGAUUCAGUCUAGCAGGUAACCCUGCACAACGCGGUCCCCCCACUACAGAGGAAACCCCCAUUCGGCCAGCGGGACGGCGCAUUGUAGUGCCACCUGGUGGCCGCUCUAACAUCACUUCUCUCAGCUAAAUUAGGAAACUGAAAAAUAACAAAACGUGUCCAAAAAACACAGCCACUGGGAACAAAGACAUGAUUGGUUAAAGUUUAAGUCAGACGAAACACUGAGUCCUCAUGCCUUACCGAUUACGACUGCUACCUGCUACAGAUUUAAGAGCUUGGUAUUCCUUUUCCUCAGAAAUACAUAAUAAAAACUUUUUCUUAUUAUUGAGUGGAUUUUCUAAAACAAUGUCAGUAACUUUAUCAUUAGUAAAUUCAGUUAAAAUUGUCACUGGAGGUUUACCUUUAAUGAAUUGCAUUAAAAAGGAGGAUAAUUCUUUGUAAUGGCCCUUUUUAUGACGUCUCUGUUGGAGCACAGCCACAAAAAACAGUCUUUGAAAGUUUAGAGCUAAUUAAUUAAUUUUCAAAAAGAAAGGCUCACUGGUAAAAUAUUAUUAUUAUUUUCACAUUGCAUAAAUUCAUAAUUUCUCAGAGUGUAGCUUAAUUAAUUUCUACCAGCUGUAAACAAAUAAUCACCAGAAUUAGCUGAGACAGUAGAAAUGAAUGGUGACUAAGUUUUUGUUUUUCAAAAUUAUUGGAUGGAAAAAAGCUCCCCGAAAAAUUCCUCUCAAUGGUGCUUCAAACAUAAGCAUUUUUAUACAUAUAUUGCGGCCUAAAGUAUUAUACGUUUAGUAACCAGUCAGAAGAUUCUGUAUUUGUGCUUUCUAGGAAAAGGAAUACUAUUUCAGAAUGUUGCAGAAUGUUUGAUUUUUUUGAUUAUAUGACGCUUUCGAUGUCUUCUUACUAGUUUGCAAUAGUCCAUUGCAAUGUUAACAUGCAAUCCCAUCAACCCUAGAUAGGUGGCAGUGUGAGUCUAGUAGAUGUAACGUAGCUUUGUGAAUGAUGUUAGUGCUGUUUCCUUGGGUUGUGGAACCAGGAAUAUUUGAUAGCAUAAUAAUUUAAAAACAAGAUAAAGCGUAUCUGGUGUGCGGACACUUGUGCACGUACAAACACGCUGCUAGAGGAGUGUUCCAUGCUUUUCAACGCGCUCUGUACUGCCGCAUUGUGGGUGAUUGUUCUUCGCAUUUGCUUAUUAAUCUCAAUCUUAAUGCCUGUUCUAAUCUUACAUUAAUUGCAAACAAUUUGGGAAAAGGAAAUUCAGCCUUCAUAAAUAAAAACAAAAUCCAGAAUCAAACAAGAAAUAAAAAUAUUAUUUCUUGUAAGUUCACUUUGGCGAUGAAAUUGAUAUUAGGAAGUUAAGAUAUGGAAAUACAAAUAAAAAUGAAAAACCUGCUUUGAAAUAACAGUAUUUGGACUUUUUAAUUUCCUUUUAACAAUAAUAAAUGCUGUCCUUUUCGUUUAUGCAAUCAAACGCUGGUAACUACUUCCUGCCUUGCCACUGUUCCGCGCAGAGUGUGAUGAGAGAAAGAGGAUUUUGAAAUGGUCAGGUAGCUCCAUUUGCUAUGCUUUUCGUCAAAGCACAUAUUCAGCGCCAGAGCUUAAAUUGAGUUCGGCUCCGUCCUGCCAGACUGGCUGAAGCUAGCACAUUUCACAUUACGUCAUUCAGGGCGGGGGCAAGGGAGGAUGUCCACCCUGUUCUACUGCCUUCGCCCAAUAUGUCUCAGCAACUCUGAUUCUAAACUCCAUACGCUAAACUGGCCACAACCGGAGAGGAGGUUCUAUCACUAUUCGGCACCUGAAAAACAGGCUUCCCGAUUCACUGUCAGUUACAAAACUUCUGGAAGUCUCUCAUCCGUUAUUACAGUGUGUGAAAAAGGGGAAUUUUGUAUGUUUUUAGUGCUCAGUGAGGUGAGAAAAGUAUGGCAUUGCUUGCUGGGUGCCGUUUUUUUUCACCAAUCCCAAUCGACUGACGGAAGAACAUGAGGUCACGUUUAAAAAUAAUAGUACAUCACAGUGCUGUGUGUGCAAACCGUUGAAAUGGUUGUUAUAUUUAUGUUAGUUUGACUGUUUUUAUUAUUGUUUUUAUGUUCUUUCUUUUUUACUGUUGUAUCAAGAACCCAGAAAAAGGCAGGUCAAAAACCAAUGAAGUGUUGAGUGGUUGUAUGAUUUUUCCUGAAUAAAUACAAGUUGCAAUCUG
This is a messenger RNA of Conger conger (European conger), 4126 nucleotides long. It is a transcript of the gene dpysl3, whose product is annotated as dihydropyrimidinase like 3. The coding region runs from base 13 to 2061 and encodes 682 amino acids. Lineage: Eukaryota; Metazoa; Chordata; Actinopteri; Anguilliformes; Congridae. Gene Ontology annotation, molecular function: hydrolase activity, acting on carbon-nitrogen (but not peptide) bonds, in cyclic amides. Gene Ontology annotation, biological process: actin crosslink formation. The transcript has 14 exons. Gene Ontology annotation, cellular component: cytosol; cytoplasm. The record is from RefSeq and is a predicted model, not a curated record.